This is a messenger RNA of Emiliania huxleyi CCMP1516, 543 nucleotides long. RefSeq lists its product as hypothetical. Gene Ontology annotation, molecular function: acyltransferase activity, transferring groups other than amino-acyl groups. NCBI's taxonomy places the organism in Eukaryota, Haptophyta, Isochrysidales, Noelaerhabdaceae. The record is from RefSeq and is a predicted model, not a curated record. The transcript has a single exon. Bases 1 to 543 code for a protein of 180 amino acids.
AUGAGCCCUCUCGGCACCGCGCUCGUGCUCCUGCACUGGCCGCUCGCCGCCGCAGCGUUGUGGGACUUGCGAGCGCUGGCUGUGCGGCCGGCGGCGCCGUCGGAGGCGCCAGUGCUGCUCUCGCGGCUGGUCCGUGAGCGAAUGAACCCACUGUCCGUGGACCCAGAGCGCUUCCUCGUGGCGUGGGACGAGCCCAACGGCAUUGCAGCCUUUGGUCAGAUACGGCCGCUCGGCUCCGAUGCCUCCGAGCUCGCAUCUCUCGUCGUCGAGCCGCGGUACCGAGGGCUCGGCGUCGGCACUAUGCUUGCUGCAAAGCUGCUGGCGCGCCACCGCAGCGGUGCCGAUUCGAGCAAGCCGCUGUACCUUGUCACGCUGCAGCGAACGCAGCCCUUUUACGAGCGGCUCGGCUUUGCGCCCGUAUCUUCGCCACCCACUGAGAUGAGACUGGAGGUCGCGGCCGGCUCGGUGGUCGCGCGGCUUGCUGCAGGGCAGAACCUCGUCUGCAUGUCGAGCUGUCAGCAUGACCGCAAGAGUGAUACGUGA